Messenger RNA from Chelonia mydas (Green sea turtle), 8780 nucleotides. It is a transcript of the gene SLC39A3, whose product is annotated as solute carrier family 39 member 3. Gene Ontology annotation, molecular function: zinc ion transmembrane transporter activity. Gene Ontology annotation, cellular component: plasma membrane. NCBI's taxonomy places the organism in Eukaryota, Metazoa, Chordata, Testudines, Cheloniidae. The transcript has 2 exons. Gene Ontology annotation, biological process: zinc ion transmembrane transport. The record is from RefSeq and is a predicted model, not a curated record. Bases 2287 to 3234 code for a protein of 315 amino acids.
CUGGCGCCAGGGACCGAGGGGCUAGUUUGGGGGGAUGGGGAUGGGGAGGACAGGGGUCGCGCUGCCGCCUGGAUGCAAAAGGAGGCGACUUUAUCCUGCGACGGCCCAGCUCUGUGAGGUGGGUGGGAUUUUCUCCCACAUCCCAAGGCUGGCAGGGCCAUACUUUGGGGGCGGGGGGCAGUGUGAUGGUGCAGUGACCCAACAGCACUAUGCUCUGAGGGGGCAGCAAAGCUACAUGGAGCGUAGGGCCCCCCCCCCCCCCAAAUGAGGGACUAGCCGCAGCUGCUAGAAAAUGCAGCUGCCGUUCCAACCCUCAUGUCUUGAGUCAGCAUUUUUGAUUCCCUAGGAACGCAGGAGCUACCAUCCUCUGUCAGAAGGCUGUUCAAUCUAAAUUUGCCGUGCCCGGUCCAAUUUGAUAGGGCUGUCAUAUGAGCUACAGGCAUUAAUAACCUUCCCAAAUAUUUUCAGGGAUCCCAGCAUGGUCUUGUUUAUAUGACAACGUAGCGUGAUCAAAACGUCAUAUCGACUUUGUCCUAGAGAUCAAAGGAUUUACAAAGGGCAAACUUGGUUCGUCAGUGUCCCUUUUUUCAAGUCAUUAAAACAUAACUUUGGCAUUAAAACAGUCUUUGGGUCUGGUACAAUGUUAUAAUGCAACAAUUUUGUUCCAGGAGAAAUUAUCUACGAAAUGGUAAUUCCCCUCUGCUAUUAGAACCAUGCAGCUCAGAAAGGAAAACACUGCCAUCCCCUCAAGGAAAUCUGUAGCCCCAAGGUUUUUUGUUUUCAAUCUCAUUUGCUGGUCCAGUAACCAGGUAUCCAAUUAUCUACCUUGUCCGUCAUUGCUUUGAGCAUCGGCUUGGCUAUGAACAUUUUGUCUUUGUUCAUUAGAGUGAAAUAUAUUGUGGUUCAGACUGCUGAGUGCUCCCGGCCGUAUGGAACUCUUUACCUUUGUGUCACAGCAGUAAGAACCUCUCAACGUGCCAUUGAUUUGACUUUGUAAAUUAGUUCAGUGUAAUAGCUAAGGGAAACGGGCUAGAAUCUUAGCUGUACUUUUGCCUAAUUUCUAGAUCUUGAGGGAAACAUCAUUGAUGAUAGUAUACCUGUAAAAAAUGUUUAAUCUUAAUUUAACCCAUUUCUUCUUUUAAAGUGCUUUGUGGAAUACAAAUUGCACCCUGGCUGCAUGUGCCAUAUGGGGGGAAAACUUUUAUGUUUCAGAAUAAAUUGUUUAUAAUGAUCCAGGGAUCUUGAGUUUUACAUCUUUGUCUUUUGUGAAGCUACCAUCUGUUUGUUCUUUCACCCACUCUGUUGUUGUUCUGUAUGAGAAAAUAAAGAAUAAAUACUGAAUUUCUGCCAAGGGCUUCCCUUUAAAGGGCAUACUACAGAUGGUUUAGGCUUGGUUUAGAUUUUUGCUAGGCAAAAAUAAUCGUAUUUCAAAACCUAAUAAUAUACAUGAUUUCAGGAUUGUUUAUUCAUUUAAUUUAAAACUGGCUUUUUAAAUAGUUCAGCCAUUCACCUGCAGAAUUGGCCGCCCAACCGUUGCGGCAGGAUUUUCAGCCCAACCAUAGCGACGUUGCAGUUUGGGCGUGAGAAACGGAAACUGACCCAGCUCAGUGAAAUUUAAAAAGAAACCCACAUAAAUGGUGAAAGUGGAUUUUAAAAAGUGUAAUUUCAACAACAUAAGGUACCCACACCAUAGAUGAAGUAAUAUUCUUCCAAGGUGGCUUGAAUUAAAGCCUGAAUCCUGCAGUUGGAUUUUGAUGGGUGCAAAGUUCUGCCCUUGUGGCUCCGAUUGCAGGAUUGGAACCUGCAUUUUCUGCGUUUUACCAUGCCUGGGUCUCUCAGAUUGCGCCUCCUAAGGCUGCCUCUAUUCAGUACGAAAGAGCCGGUGGCACUUUUUACAGCGUCAUGAGUUUGCCCUGUGUCCUAACUUUGAAAAUUUCCCUUUUCUCUGCUUACCUCCUUAGCCCCAUUUGUGCAGACUAGCUAUUUGGUUCCCUCCACUCUAGAGAUGGCUGCGUGUUAGUGGUGAGUGACGUAAUUCCUGUAUGUAGACUGAAAUGCAAGUUUGGGAUGAAAGGUGCUCUAUCGCAUGCUCUAACUAUUUAUUUACAUAGGCAAAUAUCAUUUGUCUUGCUCCUUUCCACAGCUAGCGAGCUCAGGAACAUGAUUCUCUGGACACUGGUUUUUGCUGUUUAAAUGCUGAUAUAACAAUUAAAGUAACUAUUUGAAGGACCCCAGCAAACUCACUUUUCAGAGUCCCUGGCAGGGGACAUUCUCCAGGGAGACAAGAUGAAUAUCAAAGCAGUCAAAGUUCUGUGUCUUCUGGGGGUCUUUUUCCUCAUGCUGCUCGGGUCCCUCCUGCCUGUCAAGAUAAUAGAAGCAGAUUAUGAGAAAGCUCAUCGCUCCAGAAAGGUCAUUGCCCUCUGCAAUUCCUUCGGAGGAGGGGUCUUCCUGGCCACCUGCUUCAACGCCUUGCUCCCCGCCGUACGAGAAAAGCUUCAAGAAGUUCUCAAGCUUGGGAAGGUGACCGCAGACUACCCCCUGGCCGAGACCAUCAUGCUGGUGGGCUUCUUUAUGACUGUCUUUGUGGAGCAGCUCAUCCUGACCUUUCGGAAGGAGAAGCCUUCCUUCAUCGACCUGGAGACCUUCAAUGCCGGCUCAGAUGUCGGGAGUGACUCAGAAUAUGAGAGCCCCUUCAUAGCAUCUUCCAGAGGGCGCACGCUUUACCAUGAGCGUGGCCACCACUCACACAGCCAUGGCUUGAACGUCCAGGAGCUUUCCCAAUCCAGCCCCUUGCGGCUCUUCAGCCUGGUGUUUGCCUUGUCUGCCCACUCCAUCUUUGAGGGCCUGGCCCUGGGCCUACAGGAGGAAGGAAACAAAGUCAUGAGUCUGUUCCUGGGCGUGGCCAUCCAUGAGACACUGGUGGCUGUGGCGCUGGGCAUCAGCAUGGCCAAGAUCUCAUUAACACUGAAGGACGCUGCCAAGCUAGCACUUACGGUGAGUUUGAUGAUUCCUUUGGGUAUUGGGAUCGGCAUGGGCAUUGAGAGCGCCCAGAACUUGGCCAGCAGUGUGGCUUCUGUGCUCUUACAGGGCAUUGCUGCUGGAACUUUCUUGUUUGUCACCUUCUUUGAGAUCCUGGCAAAGGAACUGGAAGAUAAGAAUGAUCGCUUGCUGAAGGUCCUCUUCCUGGUCUUGGGCUACACGACCUUGGCUUUGCUCGUCUUUUUCAAGUGGUGAAGGCUGGAGUGACUGACAGUAUACCCCGAUUCCUCCCUGUUGUAAAUGGUGCCGAGAACAAGACCCCUUUCCAGCCAAGUAGGGACACUGAGGAACAUCACAGACUGGGAGGUGUUUACGCAUCGACCUGGCAAAAGGGCUGCACAGAAAAUAAGACUGGGGAGUGUCCAGAAAGAGGUUUUGUGUGGCAUUGGAACAAUGGGUUGUGGCGUUGGUGUGGAGAUUGGUGGAGGUCAUGGUGAAGUAACUGGUUGUAACAUUACCGCCGAAGGGACCUUGUCUGCUGUGCAUUCUGCUGUUUGUCUAGAGAUCCCACCCCACAGCACAGGGUAACCUGACUUUAUAUUCUGUCGCUCCUGCCUUCAGUCUCUGGGCUCCAAGGAGGUGAAAAGUAACGGAGAAAUCAAACUGAAAGCAGGCUGGGGUAAUGGAUCACAAAACAGCACUAAGCUGCUUGUGCCAGUUUCGUUUUGAGAAGAAACCUGGUUGGUGUUAAUAACUGCCAAAAAUAUCAACUGUUCUGGGAUACAACAAAUGUCUUUUAGGUGAGAUUUGAGCCAGGAUCCUCUGCUGGCAGAAAUUCUGUUAAACCACAAAAGGUCCGUUGAGUCGGUAUUGUUCCUGAGAGAUUAAUCAAAGAAACAGGCCAGAGUCCUUUUUACCCCCAUGUGUCGUGUUCCAUCACUGUUGUCUGGCCCUUCAUUGCACAGUCACCGAUGUGAAUCUCUAGGAGUUUGGGUAACGAUCACUUUGAAAAACUUAGCAUUAAAAUCCAAAAUCCUUUCCAAAGCAUCCAGGGAGCUCUGGCCUCAUGGUCUUGAGUUUGUAACAAACGGAUGUUUGCAAUUUCCAGAACACAGAGUUAGGGCACUUCAACUGUCUGAGGUGGAUUUUGGUUUGUGGGGGACUCACCCUUGGAUGGAUCCAAAAUGACUCUCCCAAAGCCAUGUCUUCUUUGUGCUAACGUAUUUGCUUCUCUCUUAUACUGGCACAUCUGUCGCAUAUGGUGACUGACGAGGACCAACUGAUGGUGUCUGGCAACCAAUAUUUUAAUUGCUACAGAACACCAAAGUUAAUUAAUCUUACUUGGAAGAAAUGGGGAGGAGCUAAUUAUAGGCCUCAGGUGACCCCAGUUAGCAAGGGCCAGUUAAAAUACAGUUUGGCAUGAUGUGCCAAUUUGGUUCCCAAAUACAGAAUUGCUGGCAGGUGGCAUUGUAAACGUUCUCUCUCUCGUAGCUAGCCACCGCAUGGAGGUUUGCCUCCAGCGCAGCAGUCACAACCUACCCUGCUGCUUCGAUCGCUCGCCCUUCAUUCUGGCCUCUUCAGGGCUUUGAUGGCAAGACAGGCCGUAAUGACUUGGAGAUUUCUGCGUGUAAAACAUUCAAUCAGAUAUGAAAACUACACAACGGCUGUAGAACACAAGUGGCGAGGGAGUAUACUUGGGGGUCUUUGAUGCUGUGAGAUAGGAUAGAUUGUAUUCUUUCCUGCUCUCCCACACUACCUUAGUAUCAGGGAAUCUAUCAGUUUGGUUUGGAUCUUGAAUCAUAGAUUAUCAGGGUUGGAAGGGACUUCAGGGGGUCAUCUAGUCCAACCCCCUGCUCAAAGCAGGACCAAUCCCCAAUUUUUGCCCCAGAUCCCUAAAUGGCCCCCUCAAGGAUUGAACUCACAACCCUGGGUUUAGCAGGCCAAUGCUCAAACCACUGAGCUAUCCGUCCCCCCAAAUCGUCCUCACUGCUGGAGUGACUGAGACCGGGGGGAUGAGUCUAGAAGUUCUGAGUUCAAUUCUGGCUCUGCCAUAGAAGCCCUGAGUGACCUUGGCUAGGUCUUUCCCCCUCUGUGAAAAGGGGCUGAUGAUAUUUAUCCUGCCUCCUGGGAGUGUUGUGAGAAUUAGCCAGUUCAUGUCCUGGCUGUGAAAGUGCUGAGUAUGAUCACUAGAAAGGGGGUGCGUGUGUGGUGAGAAUGGACCCCAACGUGUUUGAUGUGGGCUUUAAUGUGCAGCUAGGCAGGUCACGGGCAGUUCACAGGGGAUUGGUUUUAUGUUGUUCAUUUUGUAAAUCAAAGGUGGGAUGGGUAUUGCUGCCGAUUAAUUGCUGCUUUUCUAAAGCUGGUCUGUGUCUGGCUGCAGACCGUUUUGUCCUGCAUUGGCUCCAUCCUGCAGGUAGGUGGCCAGAAGAUUUGAGCACCUCCAAGACAGUGGAAGUGGGCGGCGUCUGAGUGCCCAGGUUUUCACUUGCCCAUUUGUUCGAGAGCAUUUUGUUUUCCUCCACUUCCACAUUCAGGAUCCUCCCCCGUCCUCAAACCCUUCAGCUGGCCAGGCAGGGCUCAUAUUACCACUGGAUCUCAAUGUGUGAGCGGCAGUCUCUAUCAGACUGACAUGUACAGGCCUGUCAUUUCUCUAAUGCUCUGACUGUGACUGGGGCGGUGUAUUUUGGGGUGACAUGAACUGGAGAAGCGAGGUGCAGAAGAGUUGGAUCUCCCUUCUGUCAUCAGCUCUUUCCUGUAAGAGGAGCCAAAAUCCCAAGGUGGUAUCCAGAUUUGCAUCUCUCCUGUGGCAAACCACAGCCACUGGUAAUGGCUGCCUCUUUACUGGAGCUCCCAUGCACCUCUGCCAGUGCUUGUAGGACACCCUGGUAUUUGCUGAAUGCUAAUCAGAGCAAGGUAGGAGAUGGAGUGCCUCCCUGUAAGUGAUCCACAGCCUGAAGGAUGCUCUCAAGCUAAAUCAAUAGCCAAGACUUAUCCCAACAAAGCUCCAGUGAAUUGCAGGAAUGUGCCUACCCCAGUCCAAACCAGGAAUAGAUUUCCCGGCCCAGAAAGGUGCACUUGCUCAGUGGUACUUCUGAGUUAAGGGCCCUUCUCUGCAGAGUUUGUCCGAAGGAAAGAGCGAGAGUCCAGGUUUCCUUAUCUGGGAAGUUAGCAGCAUCUUCUGUCAGCAUCCUUUCCCCACCCUGCUACUGCUGAGUGGGUGCCUGGCUCAGGAGUGCAGGCCAGAUUGCUUACUCUCUGCUGGGACGCACAGGAAAGCUGCCCCGUGGCUCUGGGCAUGUAUUUGUGCAUGUGCACGUGUGUCCCCCAGCCAGUGCUGCAGAUUUCUUUCCAUGGAACGUGGCUUUGAUUUCAUCUUGACAUUCUCGUAACAAGAUCACAGGACAGAUUGCUGGUCUUUAUGGACAGGGAGCUGCAAGGUCCAGCCCAGGCGCUGCACCAUGCUGAAAUCCUCCCAGUCGCAUCAGAUGGUAGAAGGGCCUUUGCAGCCGUUUACAUUGACCGAGUUAAACUGGCGUAGGCGAGGGGUCAUUCAGCUCCUCUAACUGAAUGUCAAGCGCAUAAAUACCACGUAAAGGAAGGGCUCCUCCUUUCCAGCAUGUGGUGAGUGAUGUAGACCUGCACAUGGAUCACAUCCAGCCCCCUGGGAUGAUGUUUGGUCUGCCGAGGUUUGAACAUGUCUAGCUACCACUCAGCCUGUAGAUUCUUGUAUCAAGAAUGUCUAUACUGCCAUUUCUAGCCCCGCAAGCCAGAGUCAAUUGAUCCAGGCUCGGUGCCUUGGCCCUGCAGGUUUUUCUUUGCAGUGUAGACAUACCCCAUGACACACAAAGAGACAAUGGCCAAACUUAAAACUAGUCCUUGUAACAAGGAGAAAUAACUGGCUUUAGUGCAGUUGCCUUCCCAACCCAGACUAGAAAGAAUGGUGAAAGCUCAGGGAACUCGAGUGGCUAUGAAAAUGACACUCCCAUUUUGAGCGACCUUUUUCGUCUCUCUCGUAAACGCUGGGUUUCUCCAAAGGGGCGUCCAUUCGGGACUAGUGCUGUGGUUAGAGAGAGACCAAACCUGUUAGGUAAUAGAAACAUCCCCUUGGCAGGGCAGAAGGUGUGUCCUCCAAUCAGAUAUCCCAUUUUCACCUUCUGUUAAAGGCCACGUGACCUGUACCACUUUGGUGUAGAUUUCAGUUUCAAAAUAGCUUAUUUUACAAGCGUAGGUCCCGAUUCUGCAGUCGGAUCUACACAGAGGGACCCUGCACUAGCACAAGUCUGAUCAGAAAAUCAGCCAUAACGAAGGGAGAAACAAUUGAGUACACUGUGGGGCAUGAUGAAGUUGUGAUUGUUGUCUGUGUUGUGUGUCCAUAUGAUUGUUGGUUCUCAGAUGCACUGACUGACCCUACUUACCCUGCCUCUGUACCAUAUUUCAUUGUGGUCUGAGGUAAUGUGUUUUUCAGCUAGACAAAUGCAAUGAAUUGAAUAGAAUAGAAGCGAAAAUCCAUCAGCUGCUCUGAGUUUAAGACAGCCCAUUAGCGAGGAGGGCGCCAUGGGAAGUGAAUUUUUGAGCAUACUGGGGUUCUUCAGUGCUUGUGUCACAUCCUAAAUGGAUACGUGUGAAUGUGGGCAUGGUGCUGUGGCUGCCACAUGCAGACUCCUCCUGGGAGGAAGACGCAGUCCCUGGUGAUUUUUUUUAACCAAGGGCUGGGCAGACACAUCUGCAGCCUUUAUAAAUGGCUGGGGGGGGGCGGGGGCGGGGUUGUAAAUAGGAAUGCUGGUGUCAGUAUAAAUAUCUAAAAUGGGACAGAUCUGAAUGUCCGUUAACAUAGGUUAGAAAAUCAGAGGCUAUCUGGAUUUAAAUGAGUAUUUAACCACUGGGCCUUUUUGGGUAUUUUAGAUUGUAGUUCUCUGACCUUCUGCGGAUCCCUUUGUAAGGGGGAGGAUCUUUUGCUAGCCCAUCUGCCCUCCUGGCAUCCAAGUCCCCCUCCCUGAUCCUGACUGUCCCCUUCUGUGGCUCUGUCCGGAGAGAUGUGUCUGUCUCCUAGCUGAGGGGUUGGGAUUAAAAUCCUAAAGCCAACCCUAGCUACAAGAUUUUUUUAAAAGAACUCUGUGGUGUCCCAGGGGCAUCUGCUCAGGAUGGGCAAAUCUGAGUGUACCCCAAGCUAUUAGCAAAGGGCUAAAGGCAUUUUCAGAUUGUUUGGACACCACACACCCCCCAGUAGUGAGAGUGGGACUGAUACAGCUUAAAAUACUCCUGUGGGGGUUGCUCUUGUGCAAGAGAUUGUGCUCACAGAAGAGGAAAGUGUACCCCUCGAGGGAACUGAAAGUCCUCCUGGUAUGGACUGAGGUUUGGCACAGGAGGCAGUCCCAACCUUCAACACGUCGUCCUAGCAGGAUUGAUCGUACUUGUUAAUAUUCCUGCAGAAGGACCCCUUAGAGCCAGGCCUGGGGCGAGUGCUGGUCAUUCAUCAUUCUCGGGUUCUAGGGUUCCAGCUGGGCUGAUGGAAGGGGCGAGCCCUUUGCAAUCAAGGCAGGUUUCUGUUUUGAUAGACUUUGGGAUUUAACUCCUUAAGAGCCACAAAUUUGGCACAUUUUGCAGGUGGAUCAGGGACUGUCUCAGGUCAGACCUUUUCCUGUUAGUCUGCUGUGCUCCAGAAUGAUCCACCCAUGUGUGUGAUGAGAAUAUUUAUUUAACUGCGCGGGCAACUUGCGGUUAUUAUUUGUACAGUUGUUGUUUUGUUUAGAAAAGCAGAAAGCUGACAACUGCUCCCAAUAAACACUAUGUUCUUUUCUUGA